CUAUCCCAUUUGGCAAAGUCCCCAUUCUGGAAGUAGAUGGAGUUAUCAUUCACCAGAGCCUGGCAAUAGCAAGAUUCCUUGCCAGAGAAGCAGGUCUGGCAGGUCAAACACCUGUGGAACAGGCGCUAGCUGAUGCCAUUGUGGACACCAUAGAUGAUUUCAUGACGCUGUUCCCUUGGGCAGAGAAAAACCAGGAUGUCAGGAAACGAGCGUUUGAUGAUAUCCUCACCAACAAAGCACCCGAGUUACUGAAAGAUUUGGAUACUUUCCUGGGUGAUAAAAACUGGCUGGUAGGGAAGUCUGUAACAUGGGCUGAUUUCUACUGGGAUGUGUGCAGUACGACACUUCUGUCCUGUAAACCUGACCUGGCAGACAAAUACCCCAGGCUUUUGGCUCUCAGAGACAGAGUGCAAGCACUUCCAGCUAUUGCUGCCUGGAUCCAGAAAAGACCGAAGACAAUAAUGUAG
Messenger RNA from Merops nubicus (carmine bee-eater), 467 nucleotides. It is a transcript of the gene HPGDS, whose product is annotated as hematopoietic prostaglandin D synthase. Gene Ontology annotation, biological process: glutathione metabolic process. NCBI's taxonomy places the organism in Eukaryota, Metazoa, Chordata, Aves, Coraciiformes, Meropidae. The annotation marks the transcript as partial. Gene Ontology annotation, molecular function: glutathione transferase activity. The transcript is spliced from 4 exons. The record is from RefSeq and is a predicted model, not a curated record.